UUUAGGUAUUGAUAACGUGAAAUCACAACAGAGAGCAUAGUAACAUCAUAUGUGGCAGUAACUUAUACACUGUUUCAUUAUUAUUUGCUAACAUUGCGUGGCAGUAGUUCGGGAGAUUUGAGCGCAAUGCAAGCUUUACGACAAGCUAUCAAAAUUUGUGCCACCAGUGAAAUCUUUAGAUUAUUCAGCAAACAUCCGUUGCCAGCAGCUACAAGGUCCAUUGAAGCGAUCCAAUCCUCGUGGAAUCAUGACCGGCAGCGAGGCUACUACCGUGGCAACUACAAAUUUUCCGGUACAAGACACAUAAGUACUGCCCUGUCUGGAUUGUUCACUGGCCUCAUUUCACACUCACCUACAGAGGAUGGAGAUCAGCAACGUCCGCGACGGAUGUUUUCGUUCUUCCCGAGUGUUUCUGCUUCUACUAAGGGAAAUGAUCUGAAGGGCCGCCGGGCGAUGUACAAUUUUAUCGCGGACGUGGUAGACGUUUGUGCGGCUCCCGUCGUGUAUAUCGAAAUCAAGGAUACGCGACACUAUGACUUUUUCUCCGGACAGCCGGUGACCGUUUCCAACGGGUCUGGAUUCAUAGUCGAACAGGAUGGACUGAUUCUAACGAACGCUCACGUCGUGAUUAGUAAACCCAACACGAUGGUCACAGUGAAGUUACUAGACGGGCGUACUUUCCCCGGAGUUGUUGAGGACGUGGAUCCGAACUCGGAUCUAGCCACCGUUCGUAUCAAAUGCAAGGAUUUACCCGUCAUGAAGCUGGGUGCAUCUUCCGAUCUCCGAUCGGGCGAAUGGGUGGUAGCCCUUGGGAGUCCACUGGCCUUGAACAACACCGUAACGGCUGGCGUUGUCAGUUCAACUCAGAGGCCUUCGCAGGAGCUGGGCCUGCGAGGCAAGGCCAUCAAUUACAUCCAAACGGAUGCGGCCAUCACUUUCGGCAACUCUGGUGGUCCGCUGGUUAACCUCGAUGGGGAAGCGAUCGGAAUCAAUAGUAUGAAAGUGACACCGGGCAUAAGUUUCGCCAUUCCGAUUGACCACGCCAAGGAGUUUCUGCACAAGGGAGCCGAGCGGCGGAAGGCGGUAGGUUACAGUACCGAGAAAAUACCUGUCCGCCGGUACAUGGGCAUUACGAUGCUAACCCUGACGCCGGAAAUGCUGAGAGAACUGCGCCAGCGGAGUCAAAAUGUGCCGGAUAGCGUACGAAGUGGAAUUCUGGUCUGGAAGGUGAUCCAGGGAUCGCCAGCUCAUGUGGGUGGCCUUUACCCGGGCGACAUAAUCAUCAGCAUCAACGGCAGGGAGGUGAAGAAUUCGGCGGACGUGUACGAAAUGCUCUCUGGCAAAGAGAAGUUGCUCAAGAUUGUCAUCUACCGAGGCGUCGAGCAGAUGUCCCUCCAGGUGAUCCCAGAAGAUCCCUAGCGAGGAUGAUAUCACAGCGAGCAAGUAGGAAACCAACGGUUGUUCUCACAUCACUUAAUUUACGAUAACUGUAAAUACAUACAAAUGUAUAUUUUUACACUGCGACUAUAAUAAUUUUCACAUCCAUACGAUAUCUGUGCAAUUCAUUUUUUUUUCUUAACAUAUACUAGUAGUACAAAUUGGUGCCUAUAUAUAACAAAUCUCAGUUCUCUGCGUACAUACAAUAUGUGGCGUAUUUAAACAAUUAACUAAUAGUGAACUGUUCAUUCUUCAUGCGACGAUCCAUUGGUACCAUUCGUGCAUUGACCAUUGGCGGUUCCAUUCGUGCUUUUUUUGCAAUCCGUCCCGUUUAAACCAUUUGUCCCAUUGCUCGUACCAUUUGUACCAUUCAUCCCAUUAGCGGCUCCGUUCGAUGUUCCAUUCAGAACAGCCCGAUGACCGUAGAAAACUUCAUAGUUUUUGGAAUAAUCUCUCUGCAGUUCCAAUUCGACUGUAUCGGCGGCCAAAUAGGCAGCACCAAGCGCCAUCGACUUGGUUAGCGUCAGCAGCUUCAGAUCAUAUUUAAAUUUGGCACUCUCCAACUCCUUGGUGAAACCCGGCUCCAGUAGCUCCCAGCUAAGCCAGACGGACCCGACACACACAAUAUCAACCUCACCACAUUGGCUGAUAAGAGCGGGACUGAUACGAGGCGUCAAGGCGCACACCGAACGGGCCAACAUCCGGCCGGCCUGUUCGAAUAAUUUACGACACAACGGAUCUCCCUCUUCCAUGGCACAUUUCGCCAGCUUUGCGCACAAUCCGGAGAACGUAGGCUUACAGAAUUUGGCAUAGCAAUGGUCCAACAGAUCCGAACGUUCCUUCACUCCAAAGUGUUCCUGUAUCAGUUCCCAGACCCUGUCGAUACUGAACUCGCUUCGUUGGAGAUUGUCCUCGUGGUCGAAUACUGUUUUGACGGCAUUUUUCGCGAUCCACCAAGCUGAAAACAAUCUUCGAUCAUUCAUAUUAUUCGUAUUGAAUUGUAACUCAGAUUACCUCCACCCUCAUCGCCAAUCAUGUGUCCCCAGCCACCACAGCCGUACGUGCUUCCGUCCGGAUUGCGCAGCAAAGUGUUCGAACCGGUGCCCGAUAUUAUCACCAUUCCGCCGACGUUCGAAGCGGUUGCGAUGCUCCCGAUCGUAUCGCUACCUACGGUGUACCGUUCGGCCACAUCGGGAUAGUGCGUUUUCAGAUAGUUCUCCAGCUGCUUGUUGGUUGCGUCCUGCUCGGCUCCACUGAGGCACAGUCCCAUCGCGGCCAGUCGGUGAUUCUCGGAGAUAGCGGCCUGUGCCUUGGCGUCGCGAGUCAUUGUGUCGAUUCGUUUGGCCACCUCCGGAAUGCCCACCAUCCAGUGGUUCGUUCCGGGGCCCUUGGUGGAUGCCACGACAUUGCCGGCCUGGUCGCAAAUCACCAACUUCGAGUGUGUUGCGCCACUGGAAAUAAAGGAAUCGGAGGGGAUCAAACGUUAGUAGUUAUCUGGGGGCGGAUAAAUGAUGGGCAAAUGAUAAGUAGUAAUGAACGUUUUGUAGUGUUUCAAUAGAAAUUGGUUUUUACAGGGUGACUAAUUUGAUUAUAUUUUUGGACCGUUGAGUUAAACUAACUCCGGCUCGUAGGACAUGUGGGUGGCCAGGUUUCCAAAGACACAGGUUUAUCUAUAUUCCUACAUAUGUCUUAUUAAAAUCAAGAAGACAGAAGAGGAAACCCCAAACAGAUGCCUGAACAAACAAGAAAAUCAUCCGAGAAGUGAAGAAAAAUCCUAAAGUUACAAUCCAGCAGAUCCAGGAAGAGCUUCAGCUUUUGCUUUCGCAUCGGGCUGUCCGUCGUCGCAUCGGAGCGCAUAGUUUUGAAACGGCGGGCGUUUCAUGCAAUUUUAAUAGUACAAAGAACCCACUGAAUGAUGCUUGAGAGUACCAAAUCAUUCUCAUUGUGCAAGUUUCGGUGAUUCGAGCUUCAAAUGACGCCGCCCACGUUCUUACAGUCACCAGAGGAAGAGAAGGUAUCUUAGUAUGAUCAAGUAUGGAAAAGUUCAUUCGCUUAUUUCUCCACACCUGAUUAUAAAUCUCUCUUGUAUCUGCUUGGAAUAAUCAUGGCGAAAAGAAUGCAGCAAACAAUCGUGAGAUUGCACGAUGAAUUAUUUUACACUCCCCGACCAUCUUCAUUCGGGACUGAUAGAAAACAUAACAAAACAAAGAGUCGAAAACAACAUUCAAUGAAUGAAUAUUCCUAUGGAAGGAUCGCACGAAACAAAAUAACAAGUGAGUCAAAAUAGAUUUAAUCUGCGUGUAAGUAUGAUUUUAUUUUCCCUUGUACUCUUUUCCUUGUCAGCAUUCAAGUGCACAUGAAAUCCACCUUCCCGCUCAUCAAUAACAUGCGUUAAUAUGGUCUUUUGCGUUGGCUUAGAUAGUUUCAUACUAGAAACAAAAAAAUGUCAUUGUAAUAGUGCACAGGAAACAACUCGAUUUCAACUAUCUACCUAUAUUUUACUGCCGCGAUCGAGGCUCAAUGAUUGCUAUUUGAGUGAAAAACGAAUGAUUUUACAGAGACACUCGCUGGCUCAAGCAAAAGUUUCCAGUUUGAUUCUAUCACCAUCAUUCAGAGAGACAAAUGAGGGAAUGCAAAAAUUUCUGAGAAUAGAUGAGGGGAAUCGAGACAGUAUUUUUCCGUUCUAAUCGAGAAUGAACUUUGCGAAGAGGAUAGGUGAAUGUUUUCUGUCUCAAAUAAAGUGAGGCAUAAACGGAGAAUAGAAGGGUGAGUUUUAUCUGAGAAUGAGUGUUGUUGAACGAAUUUCGAUGCGAUUUUGCCCAUACCUGAGUAUGAUAUUCGCCACCAGAAGGAUCGCCUCUAUAGCGUGAUUUCCUUGUGAUUAUCAUGGAAGGAAAAAAUGAUGUGGUGAGUGAUGUGAUGCGUAGUACA
Molecule: messenger RNA, 4368 nt
Organism: Toxorhynchites rutilus septentrionalis
Lineage: Eukaryota; Metazoa; Arthropoda; Insecta; Diptera; Culicidae
Gene: HtrA2
Product: serine protease HTRA2, mitochondrial
Exons: 2
Coding region: 127-1419 (430 amino acids)
Biological process (GO): proteolysis; programmed cell death; positive regulation of apoptotic process
Molecular function (GO): serine-type endopeptidase activity; protein binding
Source: RefSeq, a predicted model, not a curated record